GACCUUUUUGUCAUGUAGGUUAUUGUUAUUUACAGAUAUACGCUAAAGCUUUUGUUAGCGUUGUUAAUAAUAUUGUUGGUUGCCAACACAAUACUAAGAAAUUACUUAAAAUGAUCUAAUGUUACACACAAAGAUUCUCUCAACAUUGUAAAGUUAUAAUUUUAUGGACAUGUGAUUUAAUCACGUGACGCCGUGUGUCACAUGAUGCGACACGGAAGCAGUAAACGUCUUGUGUAUAUGGUUUUUAUCUCUAUGCUCUUAUUGGGUCUAUGUAGAUUUCUAGUAUAAACGACGGCGGUAACGAAUGUUUGAGAAAGUACUUGAGUUAACUUUAGUAAAACGAGUCGACAUGGGUGUGUCGGAACUGGAGGAUUUUUCUCUUUUACUGGACGAAAAGCUGCUCCUUUUCAUGGACCAGCUGGCGUUACUGGAGGAGAAACGAGCCACUCUCAACUCUCUCAUAGAGCAGGGAUGGUUUUCCAUGUCCAAGGCUCGAUAUUCCAUGGGAAACAAACACGUCUCUGCACUUCAGUAUGCAAGUGAGAUAGAGCCACUGGUCUCUGUUCAUGCUAGAACACUGGACAAUGGUGAGGUGGAUUUCUGCACAGAAAGGGUCAAACAAAAGUGUAAUAAUGAGGCUAGAAAAGAUGCCAGGUUAAUAGAGGAUGUUGGACCUCAAGAAGAAGGUGUCAGGAGACGAAUUAAACCAAAAAAGGAUAUCACGGAGAAGGAUGCAAGGGAAGAAGCUAGUAGUGAGAAAGUUCCUGAAGUAACUCCAGUAAGAAAAGGUGACCAGAAUCCUCAGCAAGAUCCACUGAAGUGGUUUGGGAUUCUGGUGCCACAAUCUCUUAAACAAGCACAGUCAUCAUUCAAGCAAGUAAUAGAGCUGUCAGCUGAGAUUGCAACCCUUCAGACUACAGUUCUGAACACCAGACAGGAGCUGAAGCGCAGCAUGAAAGACAAACACAUUCUCCAGGAGGAAGCCUCAGCAGCCCAGUUGGACAAGGAGGCCGACUAAAUAACUCUGUUGAGUCAAAGCCGGAGAUGAUCUGAGGAGAGCCACAGAGAGUGACGGGUUGGAGUCAGUAGAUUAUGCAUCAAGGCUAAUUGAACUCAACAGCGACCCUCCCGGUGGAUUUCUAAAUGGAGAUUACAGAUGAUUCUGUAAUGACUCGAUGACUAAAUAGUAAUAGAUUAUGUUUGAUUUUGUGCAUUUGUAACUGUCUCACUGAUAUAUGUUUGGCCUGUUUGAGAAGAAUGUGUUUGUGAAUGCUGUAUUUUAGGAUUUAAAAUAAAAUCUGUGUUGUAGACUGUAAGAUUAAUUUAUAAAUAAAUAUAAACAUAA
Molecule: messenger RNA, 1345 nt
Organism: Perca flavescens (yellow perch)
Lineage: Eukaryota; Metazoa; Chordata; Actinopteri; Perciformes; Percidae
Gene: vma22
Product: vacuolar ATPase assembly factor VMA22
Exons: 5
Coding region: 305-1018 (237 amino acids)
Biological process (GO): vacuolar proton-transporting V-type ATPase complex assembly
Source: RefSeq, a predicted model, not a curated record